Messenger RNA from Nematolebias whitei (Rio pearlfish), 1105 nucleotides. It is a transcript of the gene slc25a19, whose product is annotated as solute carrier family 25 member 19. The record is from RefSeq and is a predicted model, not a curated record. The transcript has 6 exons. NCBI's taxonomy places the organism in Eukaryota, Metazoa, Chordata, Actinopteri, Cyprinodontiformes, Rivulidae. Gene Ontology annotation, molecular function: thiamine transmembrane transporter activity. Gene Ontology annotation, cellular component: mitochondrial inner membrane. Gene Ontology annotation, biological process: thiamine pyrophosphate transmembrane transport. Bases 6 to 995 code for a protein of 329 amino acids.
GAGAGAUGGUGGGGUAUGACCCCCGGGCUCAGGAUGCAGCUCCUACCCCACAUGAAGCAGCCAUCGCAGGUUCAGCUGCUGGCAUGGCCACCAGAGUUCUCAUCAGCCCUUUUGAUGUCAUUAAAAUAAGAUUUCAGCUGCAGAUAGAGCCUGUAUCUUCGCGGAGGCCCAUGGGGAAAUAUUGGGGAAUACUUCAGGCAACUCUGCGCAUUUACUCAGAGGAGGGUCUCUCUGCUUUCUGGAAGGGUCACGCUCCAGCCCAGCUCCUCUCCAUCUGCUAUGGGGCUGUCCAGUUUGUGAGCUUUGAGUUUCUGACCAAAAUGGUUCACAAGUCGACACCGUAUGAUAGUCAGACAUCAGGAGUUCACUUUGUGUGUGGCGGCUUGGCAGCCUGCUCAGCUACAAUGGCCUGCCAGCCUCUGGACACACUGAGGACACGCUUUGCUGCUCAGGGAGAACCCAAGGUGUACAAAAACUUGCGGUACGCCGUGUCCACAAUGUGGCGUUCAGAGGGACCAUGGACAUUUUACCGUGGCCUCUCUCCAACCCUGUUGGCAGUGUUUCCUUAUGCUGGACUGCAGUUCUUCUUCUACAAUGUCUUUAAAAAGAUGUUGUCUCCCUCAUCUAAAGCUGGGGACUCAGGAGGAACCAUGAUCAGCCUGAUUUGUGGCAGCGGAGCAGGAAUGAUCAGCAAAACGAUGACAUAUCCAUGUGACUUGUUCAAAAAGAGGCUGCAGGUGGGGGGCUUUGAGAAAGCCAGGGUUCACUUUGGAAAGGUGCAGAGCUACAGCGGUCUGAGAGACUGCGUGUUUCAAGUCGCCAAAGAGGAGGGCUUGCGAGGAUUCUUCAAAGGCCUCUCGCCCAGCCUCUUGAAGGCUGCCCUGUCAACAGGCUUCACGUUUUUCUGGUAUGAGUUUUUCCUCGACGUCAUGUGUAGCAUUAGGGAGAAACGGAAAAUGAACAACCUCACCAAAGAUGGAGGAGAUGGACAGUGAACAAAGUGAUGCAGAUGAGGCAAUCACGCACAAUUCAAGCGCACCUAACGUGUUGUUGCACUGAACAGAUUUCUGAACUAGAACAAAGCCAACCCAGUCAGUACUGGGUU